This is a messenger RNA of Perognathus longimembris pacificus (Pacific pocket mouse), 1086 nucleotides long. RefSeq names its product MRN complex interacting protein (gene Mrnip). The transcript is spliced from 5 exons. Gene Ontology annotation, cellular component: nucleus. The record is from RefSeq and is a predicted model, not a curated record. Bases 191 to 949 code for a protein of 252 amino acids. Gene Ontology annotation, biological process: mitotic G2 DNA damage checkpoint signaling. Gene Ontology annotation, molecular function: chromatin binding. Lineage: Eukaryota; Metazoa; Chordata; Mammalia; Rodentia; Heteromyidae.
AGAGGGGCCGCGGCGCGGGGUGCGCGCGCAUGCGAGUGGACGCCGGGGCCUAGAGGGGCCGCGGCGCGGGGUGCGCGCGCAUGCGAGUGGACGCCGGGGCCUAGAGGGGCCGCGCCUCUGCCUGAGGCGGAGCCGGGCUUGCGAGCGCGCAGGGCGGGAGGCGGCGGCGGCGGCGGCGGCGGGUGCCGGCAUGGCGGCGGCCCAGCGGUCCCGGGUCCUCCGGUGCUGCCGCUGCCGACUCUUCCAGGCCCACCAGGUGAAAAAGAGUCUGAAGUGGACGUGCAAGGCUUGUGGAGAGAAGCAGUCCCUCCUGCGGACCUACGGUGAGGGCUCCGGUGCUGACUGCAGACGCCAUGUCCAGAAGUUAAACCUGCUGCAGGGACAGGCUUCCGAGCCGCCACUCAGGUGUCUGAAGGCUGCCAGUGAAGAUGCGGGCGAGCCACAGGAAGAGAACACCGGUCUGCCGCACUGUGCUGGCCUGCUAGGAAUGGAGCUACAAGGCAGCAGCUUCUGGAGCUCCGCACACUGCCACACCGGGGAGCUUGGGGGUCCUCGGUGGAAACCAGGUCCUGCAUCCUACGGCAAGGCUCCAUCUUCUAAAUGGGCACGGUUUCUCUCAUCACCUGGAAACAGCUCACAUGUGGACACAGAGCCAACAAGACCACUCCUGCAGGGCCCCAGAUCAGCUGGUCUGGCACAAGCCGAGCAAGGGAGCCCUGAGACUGAGACCUCAAGAAAAGUUUGCUCAAGCUGGCCCCUCACCACCGUCCAGCUUCCCGAGGCCACAUGCAGCCCAGAGAGGCCCAUCAAGAAGAGCCCCAAGGGAUCGUGGGACAUAGCUACUCCUCGGCUGGACGCAAAGCCUUUGGCCCAAGAGACACAGACGGCCCUGUCAGUGAGCCUGUGCAACCUCUUUACAACCGGGGAGGACUUUGAUGAUGACCUGUGAACUGAGAGCCUUCUGAUAUCAGAGCUAGUGAUGACAGCUGUAAAAGUAAGAGCUUGAGUCCACAACACACAAUUAUUAAACGUCUCACUCACUACAACCAGUAAGGACAGCAACAUUGAUUAAAGUGUUUAACCUAA